This is a messenger RNA of Peromyscus eremicus (cactus mouse), 1140 nucleotides long. RefSeq names its product translocated promoter region, nuclear basket protein (gene Tpr). The record is from RefSeq and is a predicted model, not a curated record. Gene Ontology annotation, cellular component: nuclear pore. Gene Ontology annotation, biological process: mRNA export from nucleus. NCBI's taxonomy places the organism in Eukaryota, Metazoa, Chordata, Mammalia, Rodentia, Cricetidae. The transcript is spliced from 10 exons. Gene Ontology annotation, molecular function: structural constituent of nuclear pore. The coding region runs from base 37 to 1140 and encodes 367 amino acids.
GCCGCCGCCACCGCCGCCGCCGCGACCCCGGCCGACAUGGCGGCGGUGUUGCAGCAAGUGCUGGAGCGCCCGGAGCUGAACAAGCUCCCCAAGUCGACCCAGAACAAACUUGAGAAGUUCCUAGCUGAUCAGCAGUCCGAGAUCGAUGGCCUGAAGGGGCGGCACGAGAAAUUUAAGGUCGAGAGCGAGCAACAGUACUUUGAGAUAGAGAAGAGGUUGUCCCAGAGUCAGGAGAGGCUUGUGAAUGAGACCCGCGAAUGUCAGAACUUGCGGCUGGAGCUUGAGAAGCUAAAUAACCAAGUAAAAGUGUUAACUGAGAAAAACAAAGAACUUGAAACUGCUCAAGAUCGUAAUCUAGGCAUUCAGAGCCAGUUUACAAGAGCAAAGGAAGAGUUAGAAGCUGAAAAAAGAGACCUAAUCAGAACCAAUGAGAGAUUGUCUCAGGAAGUUGAAUAUUUAACAGAGGAUGUUAAACGUCUAAAUGAAAAACUUAAAGAAAGCAACACGACGAAGGGUGAACUUCAGUUAAAGUUGGAUGAACUUCAAGCUUCUGAUGUUGCUGUGAAGUACCGAGAAAAACGCUUAGAACAAGAAAAGGAGUUGCUGCACAACCAGAACUCAUGGCUCAGUGCAGAGUUGAAAACCAAAACUGAUGAGCUGUUGGCUCUCGGGAGAGAAAAAGGAAACGAAAUUCUGGAACUCAAGUGUAAUCUUGAAAACAAAAAGGAAGAGGUUUUGAGACUGGAAGAACAGAUGAAUGGCUUAAAAACAUCAAAUGAACAUCUUCAGAAACAUGUAGAGGAUUUGUUGACAAAAUUAAAAGAGGCCAAAGAACAGCAAGCCAGUAUGGAAGAGAAAUUCCACAAUGAAUUGAAUGCUCACAUAAAACUCUCCAAUCUGUACAAGAGUGCCGCUGACGACUCCGAGGCUAAGAGCAAUGAACUGACCCGGGCGGUGGAUGAACUGCACAAACUUCUGAAAGAAGCUGGGGAAGGGUCAAAGAAUGACGAGAUUAUUGCCAUUUCACCACGGAUAACCCUAGAAAUAAAUCUAAUGAGAGAAAAUAGAGUGGCCCCUCACAUUGUAGUCAGUAUACUAAUUAUUCCUCUCAUUUUCCCUGCCACCCUAGUUAACUGGUGA